Messenger RNA from Lachancea lanzarotensis, 357 nucleotides. It is a transcript of the gene COX16, whose product is annotated as LALA0S06e02674g1_1. Gene Ontology annotation, biological process: mitochondrial respiratory chain complex IV assembly. The transcript has a single exon. The record is from RefSeq and is a predicted model, not a curated record. NCBI's taxonomy places the organism in Eukaryota, Fungi, Ascomycota, Saccharomycetes, Saccharomycetales, Saccharomycetaceae. Gene Ontology annotation, cellular component: mitochondrial inner membrane. Bases 1 to 357 code for a protein of 118 amino acids.
AUGUCAUUUACAGGUAGAAGAUUCAGAUCAAGAAGGGAGCAGAUAGCAUAUGAAGCUUCUCUCGCAGGAAGGUAUCAAGCUAGGCUGCGAAAAAAUCCCUUCCUGUACUUUGGCUUGCCGUUUUGCUCUGUCAUCGUCCUUGGCUCAUACUGGCUUUCUGGUUUCACCGCAAUACGAUAUGAGCAAAAAGAUCGCAAGAUUCAAGAGGUAAGCGAGGACGAUUUAGUCAAGAUGAAAGCCAAUAAACGGCAAUUCGAUCUAAAGGAAGAAUAUUACAGACUACAGGGACUUGGAGAAAAGGAUUGGGAGCCUGUGAGAGUACCAAGAAUGAAAGGCGAGUCUGAAAACGUAUGGUAA